This is a messenger RNA of Brienomyrus brachyistius, 3384 nucleotides long. RefSeq names its product G protein-coupled receptor 37b (gene gpr37b). Gene Ontology annotation, biological process: positive regulation of MAPK cascade; adenylate cyclase-inhibiting G protein-coupled receptor signaling pathway. Gene Ontology annotation, molecular function: prosaposin receptor activity; G protein-coupled peptide receptor activity. The transcript is spliced from 2 exons. The record is from RefSeq and is a predicted model, not a curated record. Gene Ontology annotation, cellular component: plasma membrane; signaling receptor complex. NCBI's taxonomy places the organism in Eukaryota, Metazoa, Chordata, Actinopteri, Osteoglossiformes, Mormyridae. Bases 508 to 2223 code for a protein of 571 amino acids.
CCGCAGGCUUCAGGCGGAGCUGCGGCGCCUCCCCGGCCGCCUCUCACCGCAUACGCCCCUCGCCGCAUCCCUGUCACUCCAGGCACCGCCGAUCGUGGACUCGCGUCCACUGCGCCACCGGGAGCCCAUCGGCGAAAUGCGGCGGAUUUCCAUCCACAGCAAGGACGCUGAGAUGCUGCUAUGUCCCUCAGCCCGGGUGGAACCUUUUUCCAUCUUCCCCCAGACUCAGAGCUGUUUGCGUGAACAGCCGAUUUUUGGUAAGAAAAAUCAAGGUUAAAUUGUAAAUGAAAAAAAAACUUUGUAGCAAUUAUAGGAAACCACGAUUAUAUAUAUUUACAAUCAAUCCUGGAUUUAAUUUUCAUGUCUGACGCUUGGUUUGAGCGCGAAUGUUUUUGUGGUAAAUUGGGUGUCCGUCUUCUUUAUUCUACUGUAUGGACAUGGUAAGGAUCACAGUGCAUUGCGAUAACCCAGCGAUCAGAGGCCACUUUAAAGCACAUUGCGAGGACAAUGCAUUGGUCACUGGCGAUAGCGCUGCUUCUGCUGCUCUGGAGCGCAGAGAUAAUCGCGCAAAGCGCAGUUAAGCGCAGCCGGGCUUCGCCGGACUCCGAGCGCAAGCUGCCGCCGUCAGGGCACCGGGCUACAGGUGUUUUCCCCGUGAUCGGCCGCAAGAUCGGGAUUGUGAGACAUGGAGCCUGGACGGAGACAAACGGGGGAUCUGCGGGGGAUAGCGCCCGCGCAGCAAGUGGCGCCCUCGAGGGGAGCAGAUUUGGUCGUAGGAUGCGCGAUUCGGGGGAGCUGAUGCGGGUUUUGCCGUCCCGGAUUUUCGACCGAGUUUGGCACAAGAGGAACCACAGGCAUAAGAGAGGCGCAAUAAAUAACCAGCGGAAAGCCGUUAACCGAGGGCAUAAAAGACUCGGCAAAAGCAGCUAUUUUCCCACGGAGCUGGAUGCUCUGCUGGAAGGUGCGAUGUGGGAACUGCCGCCCCGACCGCUGGCCCUUAAUCAGUCCACCAAAGGUCCAGCAGAUAUGGGCAAAACUUACCAACUAUUCACUGCACGAGAUGACUUUAUCGGGGUGACAACCAACGCGAUUCCCAUUGACACCAAAGCACAGGAGGUAACGAACCCCUUCUUCCCCCUGACCAAUGAGUCCUACAGGGCGUACGCCAUCAUGUGCGUAUCUGUUAUUAUUUUUACCAUUGGAAUUAUGGGAAACAUCGCGAUCAUGUGCAUCGUGUGUCACAACUACUACAUGAGGAGCAUCUCCAACUCUCUCCUGGCCAGCCUGGCCCUUUGGGAUUUUCUGAUCAUCUUCUUCUGCCUGCCGCUGGUCAUUUUCCACGAACUGACCAAGACCUGGCUACUGGGAGAGUUCUCCUGCAAAAUUGUGCCCUAUAUUGAGGUGGCCUCCCUCGGCGUGACCACCUUUACGCUGUGCGCCCUCUGCAUCGACCGCUACCGCGCCGCCACCAACGUGCAGAUGUACUACGAGAUGAUGGAGAACUGUGGCUCCACCUCGGCCAAGCUGGCCGUGAUCUGGGUGGGGGCGCUGCUGCUGGCGCUGCCCGAGCUGCUUCUGCGCCAGCUGGUACGCGAGGAGCCCGAGGUGCCGGGGGCACCAGCCCUGGAGCGCUGCGUGGUGCGCGUCUCCCCCGAGCUGCCGGACGCCGUCUACCUGCUGGGCCUGACCUACGACGGCGCUCGCCUCUGGUGGUUCUUCGGCUGCUACUUCUGCCUGCCCACCCUGUUCACCAUCGGCGGCUCGCUGGCCACGGCGCGCAAGAUCCGGCAGGCUGAGAGAGCGUGCGCACGCGGCAACAAAAAGCAGAUUCGGUUGGAGAGCCAGAUGAACUGCACAGUGGUGGGUCUGGCCAUUCUCUACGGCGUCUGCGUCAUGCCUGAAAAUGCCUGCAACAUGGUGUCGGCAUACGUGGCCGCCGGCGUCCCCCGGAGCUCCCUGGAACUGCUGCAGUUGCUCGGCCAGCUGCUGCUCUUCUGCCGCGCGGCUGCCACGCCUGCACUGCUGCUGCUCCUGUGCCGGCCGUUCGGGCGCGCCCUCCUUGAUUGCUGCUGCUGCUGCUGCGACGGCUGCGGACACGCACGCUCUUCGGCCACCGCCAGUGACGACAACGACCAUGAGUGCACCACCGAGCUGGAGCUGUCGCCGUUCAGCACCAUCCGCCGGGAGAUGUCUGCCCACGUGGCAGUCGGGACCCGCUGCUGAGGCUGCUCUGAGGUGAUAUGAGGCAGUGUCAGCCAAUCUGAAGUGCCGUGAGGGAGUGUGAGGCAGUCUCAGCUGGUUAGAGGCUGUCCCAGCCAGUUUGAGGUGGUGUGAGCCAGUCUCAGCCUGUUGAGGAGGGUGAGGCAGGCUGAGGCAGUCUCAACUGGUUUGUGGUGGUCUAAUGCAGUCUAAGGCGGUCUCAGGCGGUUUGAGGUGGUGUGAGGCAGCCUAAGGCGGCCUCAGGCGGUUUGAGGUGGUGUGAGGCAUUCCCAGCAAGUUGGAGGUGGUGUGAGAUGGUCUCAGCUGGCCUGAGGUGGUGUGAAGCAGUCCCACACUGUACAUAUGCACAGAUAUAUCUACAGGCAGUAAACACAUGUAUAAACAUGCUGUCUGUACAUUUAUUCUGUUGAUGUUAAAACUAUAAAGCUGGUGAAAUGUUUUAUAUAUUUUAUGUAUGUCUUGCAUAGAUAAAAUAUAUGAAACACAUAAGGAUAGUAAAUUUGUUUUUUCCUAAUGAGAAGUGUAAUCUUUGGGGUAGUUACAAUACAAUGUUUAUCGUGUAUUUAUGUAUACAAUAUAGGAACCUAUACAACCUCAUUACAGUUAUUGCUCUUGAAUUGUUAUGUCUAUACUGUAGAAUGUAUUAAAAGGGUCCAUUUGGCAAAAUAUUCCAACAGAAUGGAUAUUGAAAAGUGGUAACAACUUAUACACAUUCCAUUGGAGGUGGAAACUGUUUGGCAUUUGGUGUAAAACGUGUAAAGUACUAAGUAUCCUAGGUAUUGUACUUUUAUGUAAAUUUCCGCAUAAUGGUUUUUAGUAACAAAGAUAAAAUUCAAUUACAAGUUUUUUACUUUUCCAUCUGCACUUCUUUUUUGAAGUUUUGUAUAAUUUUUUUUAAUAUACAUAUAUAUUUUGCAUCUGCAAACGGAAUAUCUCGUAUCUUUGUUCUGCUGAAUAUGUGUGUGAAUAUGGCUGCCUGUGCUGUGCUGUGUCUGAUAACAGUGAUUCCCGUGAGCCUUCGCCAUGUCUGACAAGGGCUUUGCGUUUUUAUUAUGGGAAAAGGUAUAAUUUUAUAGCUGACAUGUACUGUACGCUUUGCUCAGAGAAAACAAGGACCAGCUUGCUUUUUUGGCUCGAAAGGCCAGUUUAAUAAUAAAAACAUUG